Cadophora gregata is the source of this 1201-nucleotide messenger RNA. RefSeq lists its product as uncharacterized. The transcript has 3 exons. Bases 467 to 1201 code for a protein of 244 amino acids. NCBI's taxonomy places the organism in Eukaryota, Fungi, Ascomycota, Leotiomycetes, Helotiales, Ploettnerulaceae. The record is from RefSeq and is a predicted model, not a curated record. Gene Ontology annotation, molecular function: oxidoreductase activity.
UAUUCUCGCUUCCCUGGCCUAUGGAAUUUUAAGCUUUACAGCCGCCUUAGUUCCAACGGACUACAAGUAGUACUUAUCCAGCUAUGGACCUGUGGCUGGUGGAGACUCUGGAGUUGACAUAAAAUCCGUGGAAGCCAUGGAGAUAACGUCCCCAAAAUCAUAGAGAACACCUCUCUUAUCCCCAUGCUUAGUGCUUAGUGCUUAGCGCUUCUUUUCUAGCUUGUUAUGCAUGAUCAAGGAAUAGUAGGAAUAUGUGCGGACGUACGUAAGCAGCCAUGAAGGAGGUUGUUGGGGGCACCAAAGGAAGAUGUCAAUGAGUGGUCAGUAAUGCGACAAUGAAGAAGUAUAUAAAUGCAUUCCUCCCAGUCCAAACAUCCUCGACAUAGCAGAUCCACAUCAUACAAAUUCCCACUUCGCAAAACCCAAAUUCACAAAUACUUGAUCACCACAAUUUCAACUUCACACAAUGUCUCUUACCGGAAAAGUCGCACUUGUGACUGGUGGAUCAAAAGGGAUCGGCCGCUCAAUAUCUCUUCAUCUUGCCUCUCUCGGCGCAAAAGUCAUAGUCAACUAUUCAAGCGACGCCUCAUCCGCCGAAUCAACAGUGAAAGAAAUCGGCUCAAAUGCCGUCGCCGUCAAAGCCGAUGUUGGCAACGUCUCGGAAAUCACAACCUUAGUCGAUGAGUCAGUCAAGCAUUUUGGAAAGCUGGAUAUCCUGAUCGCAUGUGCUGGUAUCAUGCCCUUGAACGAGCUAGAGAAUAUCUCCGAGAGCGAGUUUGAUCGGAUCUUCAAUUUGAAUGUGAAGGGACCAUUGUUCCUCUCUCAGAAAGCAGCACCACACAUGACCGCCGGUGGUCGAAUCAUCCUCUUCAGCACUACCCUCUGCGCCGCCUCAACCGUCACGCCCAAUUACCUCGCGUACGUCUCAUCCAAAGGCGCAAUCGAGCAGAUGACGCGGGUCAUGUCUAAAGAUCUCGCUCGUAAAGGUAUCAUGGUCAAUGCAGUUGCACCUGGCCCUACUGGGACGGAUCUCUUCAUGAAAGGCAAGCCGGAGAAUCUUUUGAAGAUGAUUGCUGGGUUUAAUCCCCAGAAUCGGAUUGGUAAGCCGGAUGAGAUUGCGGAGGUGGUGGGAUUCUUGAGUGGUGAGGGGGCGAGGUGGAUUACUGGGCAGACGGUGAGGGUUAAUGGGGGGAUGGCGUAG